Molecule: messenger RNA, 1749 nt
Organism: Trypanosoma rangeli
Lineage: Eukaryota; Euglenozoa; Kinetoplastea; Trypanosomatida; Trypanosomatidae
Exons: 1
Coding region: 1-1749 (582 amino acids)
Source: RefSeq, a predicted model, not a curated record
AUGCUGCGACACUUUUAUCAGGAAGUGCUUCGCGUGUGCACGGGAAGCACUCCUAGUUGCAUGGCUACUGCUUCCAAUAGCACAUGCCAACGGAGGUAUAUUGCCACGCUUCCCAUAGUUGCACUGGCGACCGAAAAACAAGGGCAUAGUAAUAAAUAUUGUGUGGCCAAUGAGAAUCGUGGGGCUGUCGCAUCGGGUGGUGUUUCUAUGCCUCCUGCUGCGGCGAAUGACAGGCCGCUCAUGAUGGAACUAGGCUUUUCGCAGUGCAAGAACAUAUACACGUGGGAGAGGUCACAUGAGGAGCCCGGGACGUUUCUGCCCGUUUCUCAUCGCGAGAAAAGUCUUCUUCAGCGUUUGUGUCUUUUUGGAAUGCCACGAGGAUACCCAGAAUCAUGCGAGGUUGGUUUUCGUCGUUAUUUUCUUCUCUCACUCUGUAGUUCUUCCGUUUCCAGUUUUGCCUCUUCUAUUGGCUACCAGUCUAUUCUGAAUGGUUUUUUUCUUGGUUCCUCUCCCCAGCUGUGGAUGCUGAAGGACCUGCUCCCGGCACUUGCCGCCGCGUAUCUGGCAAAUCGUAUUGUUUCAUACGAAAACCGACCCAAGUUUUGGUUUUUUGUUAGUGUCGGCAUGCACAAUCUUUCUGUGAUUGCCGACAUGCUGAUUCCCUCGCUGCUGUCGCAGUAUCUUCUCUUAGGUGCCGUCAUAACCUCAUGUGUGCGGCAAUCGGCGUCGCUUAUGUUUUUGGUGUCACGUGCUGCUGCCCUGCAGCACUUUGCCCUGAGCAACAAUCUUGCGGAGCUCACAAAGAAGUUAAACUCCUUUGGAAUGGUGAUUUACACACUUUUUACAGCAUUUGGCAUUAUGUACACUUCCGUUGUGACCUCGCUGGUAGCACAACUUGUCACUGUAGUAUUUUGCUGUGCGUUGAACCUAGUUUUAUCCUACCUGUCAAUGAACAAAAUAGCAUUUCGUAUUUUGAAUGUCACGACGCUUUCUGUGGUGUUGCGCGACUACGUGGGCAGGGAGGGUGUGCAUCGGCGCCAUACACCCACUCCACAGGAGGUAAACGAACGUAUAGGGCUAUGCAUGCUGGAUGAAAAGGCAUCCAAUCCUAAUGAUCGCACCAAGCUUUUGUACGUAAGCCCUCCCGUUAGUAAACUUGGGGUUCGUUUUGACAGGCUUGAGGAGGAUGUGUUGUAUGUUUGCUCAUCGGAGAUGUUUUUAUUGGCCUUGUGGGAACCCACAGCUCCGCUAUCGUUGAAAGAGUGCUGGUUGCGCUGGGAGCUUCCAAAGGUACAUAGACCGUUGUUUUCAACCUCAUCGUCAGGUGCCGCAACGAAAGACACGUUCUUUCGCAGCGGUGUUGGCCCUCGACUUGUGCUGUUGAUUCACAAGGAUUGUGAUCAGUUGCAUUUACUGACGGCCUACCUUUUGGCCUACACCUCACUGUUGUACCAUGCUGAAACACUGGGGGAACUAACUCGGUUUCUCCGCUCGUGCAACGAGGAGCAGUCUUUGUGGUUGCGGCACGGUGCCGAGUUUCAUGAGGCACUUCGGCAUGCGGGGUGGGACGUGCAACAGCUCGCGUUGGAUCCCCCGGACUUUCGCCUGUCGAAUCUGCGCUUUGCUAUGCGCAGGGUGCAGCAGCCCACGUACUGCGCACGACGGGAGCUGGGCGGCAGCCACAUGCGGCGCCGACAGACGAACGAGGGAGGGAGCGGUGGUGCCACGCAUGGGCAACACAAAACAUAG